AUGCUAGCAUCUUCUGUUCUCUUUCUUGCAUUCUGGCUGCAGUCCUGCUGGGCUCAGACUUCUUGCCCUGCUGUGACCCAGCACUUGACUGACCCCCCUUAUGACAACUACUUCUACUCGGACUGCCACAGUGAUUCGCAAGCUGUGGUCACCAGUCCGCUUCCUGACUCAAACCUGACUAUAAUCGGUCCUCGAUUGAUCAUAGCCUGGCCUGCCGGCAACAGCGGGAUUUGUACGUUUUUCCAGCCUCAGGACGGCCCCAAUGGAUCGCUCGCCAUUGAGCUCGUCAAUUCGACUGUUGGGUCCCCGUUAGGUCCGGUCUACAGAACCGCCCAAGGCUCGGCAAAUCCGUUUGUCGGUGUCGAGGGAGUCAUCUCAUUCAACACCUCUGCCACAUUGACCAUCCCGAUACUGGGCAGUAUUAGGACUAUCCGAGAUUUCACGGAGGGCCCGAGCCUUCUUCGUCCGAUCAUUCAGGAUGCCAUCAAUAUCACAAGGUCGAACGGUACCGGAGCGACCCUCUCACGACUAUGGCUGGACAACGUCACCACUACCACUUUCACCAUGGUCCCAUAUCAAAAUUCGGGUUCUAAUAUCACGAUCAACCAGCGAAACAAGACCAUCAGCUUCGGGGCAGGGUUUUACCUGUUCUCCGCAAGCUUCAACUAUCCCCAACUGACGCAGCUCCCGCAAAGCCGCGUUCUGAACACCGCCUCGCAGAACCUCAUCACUCAACAGCCGGAUCAGACCACCUCGCUUUCGUUUCUCUCGUACACCGAGAAAUUGCUCGCGGGAGCAUGGAGGUUCCUCACCUACUUUGGCCGCGACAGCAUGAUCAGCGCUUUGCUCCUGGAGCCGGUGUUGAGUCAAGGUAAUGGUUCCGCAACGGAGGCCGUGAUCGGGGCUGUCCUCGAGCGUCUCAACCGAAGCGACGGAUCCGUCUGUCACGAGGAGACCAUAGGUGAUUAUGCGACCUACCUGAACUUGGAGGACAACAUCACCAGCACUGCACCGGGUUUCACAUAUCCGAUGAUUGACACAGACUACUAUCUCCCAGUUCUCAUGGCGCAAUACUUCAACAACAGCCCGUCCCGCAUCGGUCCUCUUCUCAGUCGCAAGGCCGGCACGAUCGACGUACAGAAUCGCAACUUGACCUACCAGCAAUUGGCGCUCAUCAACGCAGAGAAGAUCAUGAAUAUCACUGCUGCCUUUGCUCAGAACCAGACGGCGGCCAAUCUCGUCCACCUCAAGUCUGAUCAGAUCGUGGGACAAUGGCGAGAUUCCACCUAUGGACUCGGAGGAGGUCGGAUCCCCUUUGAUGUCAAUACCGCUCUGGUCCCUGCUGCUCUGCGGGCCAUUGGUCAAUUAGCACGUACAUCGGGCGUGUUCCCGAACAACUCGAACGUGAAUACCACCUCGUGGCGCACGCUGGCCGACUCCCGGGCCCAGAUCUGGGAAGAAAACACACUUCAAUUCUUCGAGACCAACGUCACAGCCUCGACCGCGCGUUCUCGCCUCGGACACUUUGUCGACACAGCGACAUUCUACAACGGCCCGACCAACGCCUCGUCGCUACCACCUUCAGGCAAUAUCACAACAUACUCAAUCGCCCUGGACGGCUACAACAAUCUGUCAUCAGUCAACGUCCAGCACAGCGACAGCAGCUUCCGGGUAUUCUUCGUCAACGCCUCGUCCUCGACACCCGAAGCCGCCGCGCAGGAGACACGCUUCAUCAACGCCACGGCGAACAGCCUGCUUCGACCUUUCCCUGCCGGGCUGAUGACACCGCAGAGCAUGAUCGUGGCGAAUCCCGCCUUGUCGGGCUCGGACGUGCUGAUUGCCAACUUCACAAACGCCGCCUACCACGGCUGCGUGAUAUGGUCGUUCCAGCUCUCCAUGAUGGCCAAGGGGUUGGAGAGACAGCUCGCCAGGUGCAAUACCACCACUGCCAACUCCACCGGCACCGGUGCGAACUCGACCUCCGCUGCCCCAGCGUGGUGCACCAUUCCCUCCGUCUACCAAAACGUCAUCCGCGCCUACAACGCGCUAUGGGACAGCAUCGAAGCCAACUCCGCGCAGCUCCAGGGCGAAGUGUGGAGCUGGACGUUUUCCAACAGCACUGGCUUCGUCACGACUCCCCUGGGUGUCCUACCGCCGCCACCGGGCGUAGGGGCCGGCACCGAAAGCGACAUCCGGCAGCUUUGGAGUUUGACUUUUUUGGCUGUCAAAAGGAACGAAAAUUUAAGAUGA
Molecule: messenger RNA, 2250 nt
Organism: Fonsecaea multimorphosa CBS 102226
Lineage: Eukaryota; Fungi; Ascomycota; Eurotiomycetes; Chaetothyriales; Herpotrichiellaceae
Exons: 1
Coding region: 1-2250 (749 amino acids)
Source: RefSeq, a predicted model, not a curated record